UAAUGAUGAACUCUUCCACCGAUUCGAAGUGCAAGCGGGAGGAAGUUGAUGUUGUACCGUACGUUGGGAAGCUAAACUUUAUUCAUGUACAACUUAAAUACUGAUACAUUCAUUUUAUAAAAUUAAAUAAAAUAUAAAUCACCGCGGUAUUUGAAGAAAAAUUAACGCUAGCGCAUAAUGUUGUAUCGUGGUUUAUAAGAAUGUUAGGACGUUGUCGCUGACAAACUAGCCUAGCUUGUGUAUACAAAGCCUUUCAUUAACAUACUAAAAAAAACGACCAUAUUUAUUUAUUUAUUCUUCUUAAUUAACAUUUGUCACAAGUCGUUGUUGGAUGUAAACAUGGAUGUAUCGACCUGUUUGAAGUCUCUUCUGCUGGCCAUCCGUCAGUACAGAAACAACAGAAGCGCUUUAAACGCCGCACAGCUGCAGAAACACAUCGAAGAUGUGUCCGGACUGAAGUGUGGUGUAGUGCUGUUCUCAGGUCAGUUGCUGCCCAGUGAGUGUCUGAGUGGACUGAUGGAAGUGGCUGGAGAUCCAAACUCCAGUCACACACUGACGGGGACCAUCAUAUCUCUGCUGGCCCAGUUUGCUUCUGAUGGUGAGGCAAAAGAGGCUCUUCACAGCAGUUACAACUUUACUGGCACUCUGGCAGGUAUCAUUUACUGCAACAGAAGCACCCCAGAAGAGCCUCUUGUACUGCAGUGCCUCAACGUGCUGCAGCGACUUACUUACAGCGUGAGGACUCUGCAGUCUGCCUCUCAUAUCCAUGAACUCAUCAGCUUCUUAAUGGAACAUGUCCAGUCAAAUAAUGAUGACAUUGUAAAGGCUUGCCUGGGCUUGAUGGCCAAUCUCUGUCGACACGACAUCUCUGUGCAGUCACACAUCAAAUCUCAGAAUAAUGUGAAGGCUUUCUACAGAGCUUUGAUUAAUUUCCUCGGUCAUAACUGUCUGACCGUGGUGGUGUUUGCGCUGUCUAUAUUAUCCAGUUUGACUCUUAAUGAAGAGGUCGGUCAGAAGCUGUUUAAUGCAAAGAACAUCCACCAGACAUUUCAGCUCAUCUUCAAUAUCACUGUCAAUGGUGAUGGAACGCUAACCAGAAAUUAUGCAGUGGAUUUAUUAGUGGAUCUUCUGAAAAACCCCAAAAUCGCAGAUUACCUAACCAAGUAUAAACAUCUCUCUGUUUGCUUGUCUGAGGUACUUGGGCUGCUGCAUAGCAAAGACCCUGAUACUGCAUCAAAGGUUAUGGAGUUGCUGGUGUCUUUGUGCUCAGUCCCCAUCCUACGCGAGCUCGUCUGCGAGGCGGUGCUCCGACCUCCGGCCCCCAGACUCCAGCCCGGUGCCAGGAAAGGCGUCCAGACCAGAGGGUCCGAGCCAAGCCUAGCGCUCGUUCAUUGGGCUACGUCACCUCUGGAUGGUCCGGAGCAGUGUUACACGCAGGCUUUGUCUCUGCUGGCUGAGCUUUUUGAAGAGGUGAUCGAUUCCUCUCUGUCAAGUUCAGCUCAGUCGUUCGCGGAGAUGCUCCUCCAGCAGGUGCUGGUUUUGAUGCAGUCUCCAGACGCGACGGAAGGAACGGAACUGCUGUUAAAGAAGCACUGUGUGCGUGCUGGACAUGUCGUCGAUCUUUUGCUAGUGUUAUGUAGAGGUGAUUCUUUGAGGCUGCUGGUGUCCCAACGUCUGCUUCCUGAGGUGUGUGUUUCACAGGUGGACCUUUUGCUUUCCUACUGCCAGGAUCUUACCGGAUCCAGAUCCAACUACCAUCUCAGUCAGGUGUGUUCAGAAGUAGUGUUGAAGACUCUAGAACUGAUGAGCCACCUCAGACAGCAGAUGCCAGACAUGGAGACUUCCUUCUACAGGAUCCUACAGGAUCAGCGCAUGGUGACGCCUCUGUCAUUGGCCAUGACCUCUAACUGCAGAGAGCAUGUGCAGGUAGCACUGCGCAUACUCUUUGAAGCAGCCCCACUACCUGAUUUCCCCUCAGUCACUUUGGGAGACAGCAUCGCUGCUAAUAACGCGUACCGGCAGAGGGAGGCUGAGUUGUCAGUCCGGAGUCCUGCGAUCGAAGACGGGACUUUUACUGGAAAGAGUUUUCAUGCAGCCCACGCCGAAUCUGGCUCUGCUUACAGUAUCGACAGACUCAUUGAGAAACUUCAAAAUGGAGCAGAGUUACAGGACAAGGUCAAGGAUGUGCACAUGUCAGAGAUUAUAGAUGUUUAUGAGCAGAAGCUUUCUGCCCUAGCGUGUAAAGAGAGCCGUCUGCAGGACCUUUUGGAGGCCAAAGCGCUUGCUCUGUCACAAGCUGAUCGACUCAUUGCUCAAUACCGCUGCCAGAGAGCUCAAGCUGAAGCUGAGGCACGUAAGUUGGCAUCUCUACUUAAAGACACGGAGAGGAACAAGGAGGAUUUGCAGUCUGUGUUGAGUGAACAGCUGUUGGAAGUGGAGAGACUGAAGUCUGACAGCCAGCAGCUCCUGCAACACAAUGGGCGUCUGCAGGCAGUCGCUGAUCAACACCAGGAGCUGAAGGGAACAUACAACCAGCUGCUAAGCAGGUAUGACAAGAGUGAAGGGAUGCUAAAAGAACUGCAGGCCGCCCACAUCUCUCUUACCCAGCAGGCUGAGUUUCUGAAAAAGACCAAUGAGGGUCUCAAAAUGCAACAGGAGAGAACUCUUGCAGAGGUGGCAGAUAAGGAAAUGCAGAUAAAGGAUCUCAAGUCAGACGUGCUUGAGAAAGAGAGAAAUCUAGCAGGUCUUCAGAAUGAGCUGAGGAGCCAGAACGAACAGAUCCACGAGCUAGAGGAGAACGUAACUAUCCUCAGGAAAGAGCUUAACAAGACGGAGCAAGCAAGGAAAGAGACCAGCAUCAAGGCUUCCUCUCUGGAGCUGCAGAAGUCCCAGGUAGAAGCCAAGCUGGGGAAGCUGGAGGAAGAGCUGGGCAAACACACACAAAUGAUCCAAAUGAUACACAGUCUUAGCAGCGGGAAGCUCAAGGGCGACGUCACGGCCAACCUUUCUCUGUGAAACACACAUCACUGAAAAACCAUGACAUAUUUUAAAUAUUUACCUGCAAUGAAAUAACUUAUUUUAUCUGUGCUUACUGUACUGUUCCUUUUAGUGUGUGAACUUUGUGUCUGUUUAAUAUUGAUGAAUUAAUGCCUCUAGAACACAGAACAUUAGGAAUUCCUUUCAUUUUUGAUACCUGAAAUGUAUUUUUAAGCAGAUUAAUUUGAUGUAAUUUUGUAUCGUGAAGUGUUAAGUAUUUCACCGUUGAGCACCAGAGAUCGCCAACGGCACUAGCUAACGUUCUCCCCUCUUUUGUUUAAUAAACAAUAAUUGCUUCUUUA
This is a messenger RNA of Triplophysa dalaica, 3338 nucleotides long. RefSeq names its product cellular inhibitor of PP2A (gene cip2a). The record is from RefSeq and is a predicted model, not a curated record. The transcript has 21 exons. Lineage: Eukaryota; Metazoa; Chordata; Actinopteri; Cypriniformes; Nemacheilidae. Bases 340 to 3015 code for a protein of 891 amino acids.